Molecule: messenger RNA, 519 nt
Organism: Capronia epimyces CBS 606.96
Lineage: Eukaryota; Fungi; Ascomycota; Eurotiomycetes; Chaetothyriales; Herpotrichiellaceae
Exons: 2
Coding region: 1-519 (172 amino acids)
Source: RefSeq, a predicted model, not a curated record
AUGCCUUCACUUCCGCCCAUUUCAGGCCUUCCGUCACUGGAUGCCGAACAGCGAGCGGAGGUGUUAGACACGCUGUUCGAACCAUGUCAGCAACUUCAUACCUUGUCUGUGAGCUUACUGCGAGAAAAGACCUUCUCCUCAUACGACGAGCUCAUCGGCGCCGUGGGUAGCCAAUUGAAGGAGCUGUACGAGUCGGACUUGGAAAGCGACACGCGAUGGCUCGACUCCAUCCUUUCUGCACAUCCUCGUCUGGGCGAGAAGAAGGUGGACAGCGAACAGAGCCGCAAGGAGCAGGCUCAACUGAACCAAGGUGGGCCUGAGGAGGCACAGAAGUUGGCCGAGAUGAACAGGAAGUACGAGGAGACGUUUCCGGGACUGAGAUAUGUAGUCUUUGUCAACGGACGCAGUCGUCCCGUCAUCAUGGAAGACAUGCAGAGACGGAUCAAUCGCGGCGACGGGAAACAGGAGAAGCAGGAUGCCAUCCAAGUGAGGAUCAUAUCUUAUUCAACAUGCUCGUAG